CAAAAAUAAAAUGCGCAACCACUAUGACAAGGCCGUAUUUGAUGACCAGAAUCCAGAAAGUUGAACCUCGGUUUCAAUGUAAUAUGCGUAUCUAUGUGUAUGAAUGCCCUUUGAUGAAUCACUCCGCUCAUCUGUGUGUUGUUGAAUCAUCAUUCCGCUCAGCAUUCUCACCAGAUGGCAUUCGUAUUCUUGUAAAAACCAAAACAAAGGUGUGGGUUAGUAACUUCGUACGAAACUUCAGAUAAAAAAAGGAAUUGUUUCGUGGUUAGUUUUUAACAUACUAGUGUGACACCGUGAUCAACGUACCUACUUAACUAUUUGGCUACAAAUGGCCUACGAGCAGGAAGACCUUUACGAGAAUGUUGUCUUCCGGAAUUCACAAAUCGUUUACCCCCCAGAUAUGGCCAGCAACUUGACUCCAGCUACUGCUGCCGAUUCAAGGAUGUUUCGGCUAGAUUCACGGCAAGAAACCUCCAAGCCAACACGACCUCGCCAAAGCCUUUUAGAUGCUUUCGAUCCAGUACUCCAGAGAAAAUCAAUAGCAUCAUCAAAUCGACCAAAGCACUCUGAAUUGCUAAAGUUGAGUCAUAUUGAUUUCACAGAUGUUUCUGCGCCACCUCCCUUGCCCAAAAGAAAUGCCAGCUUCAAGGUUCACCAGUACGACCCUGUGGCAAUUGAAAAUGGACGAGUUGAAUUUGAAUUGAAGGUAGAAAAAGUUCCAGCUCGGGUUCUGCCAGAUGGUGAGUCAUCUGCCACCAGCGAAGAAGAGGAAGAAUUCCCUGCUUGCCCAUCUGCACCCCGAAAUGCAACCCACAAGCAGAAAGUCAAAGGUCUGAUGAACAAAGUUACUAACGUAGACUGGUUAACUGGGCUAAAAAGACUUUCCACUAAUGUGUCACUGGCAUCGAAAGACUCAGAUCAGUUGGAUUGCAGUAGCAUUACUACACAGCAAAUGAAACUAGGUUCCACAGAUGGCUUAGGCCAUGCCGGUAUGCUUAGCUGGAGCAUAACUGGAAGCAAGAAAGAUCCACAGAGUUUGUGGACAGAAUUGAAAAACCGUGUUUUGUACGGGUACGCUGCCCAGAGAACCGAAGCCCCGGUCUACGUGAUAAAUCUGGAAAAACUCGUGUCAAUUGGUCUCUCUCGCGCAGAAGAUUUACUCUGCUUUGAGCUAGCAAGUUCCAAGGAAAAAUCCAAGAUCCUCAUAACGGUGAAUACUGAAAAAGAACGCUUCAAAUGGAUGGAGUGGAUAUUAGAGGACGCCUUUGGACAUACAUUUUCUUCCGAGCUACGGAGAUGCUUCACUCGCUGCGGUCGGGUAUUCAUCAAAGACGGCAUUACGGGAGAAUGGCAAAUAGCUUGGCUACUCAUCCAGUCGCACAGCAAAAAGCUCUGGGUUAAGAAAGCGGUCGGUCCAAUCAUCUGUGAAGAUUUACGCAAAGUCCAUUCCGUGUCUCAAUUGAGCGAUGGCGGAGGAAGUCCCUACGCCCUUCAAGUUGGUUCGCCCAUAGUUAUUCACUGGGCCGACCACACGUGCUACAUUCAAAGCGAUCUCAAAGCCGAAACGGAAGCCUGGUAUCAUUUGAGCCGGGCCGUGGCUCUCCAAUCCGGUACCGAUUUGGGUGAUCACCAACUCACGGCUGACGAUGUUCCCGUUCUGGUCGAAUGCUGCAUCAAAUUCAUCGAAACCUACGGCAUGCUCACGGAGGGUAUUUACAGAAGAAGUGGAGUACAAUCCAAAAUCAAUCGAUUACUGGUCGGACUCCGCUACGAUGCCUGGAAUGUUCAUAUUUCGUGUGAGGAAUAUACCGAACACGAUGUUGCCAACGUUCUCAAACGGUUCUUGCGCACAUUACCUGAACCGCUGCUCACUAAUGAGCUCUAUUCCCAGUGGAUUGAUGGUCUAGCCAUGGACAGUCACGAGCAUCAGUUGGACCUGUACAAGCACCUAAUUAGUGGACUACCCCACGUCAACAGGCGAACAUUACGAAAACUAUUAGGCCACUUGCACGCCGUGCAAAAUAAAUGUGAGAAGAAUUUAAUGUCCGUUAGCAAUUUAGCAGCUCUUUGGGGCCCUAACUUGAUGACGGUCGAAAGCGCACGUGAUCACACUUCAAAUUUCAGCCACACGAACGCUGAAACGGAUGUCGUACUUCAGUUGAUUCAAUACUACCCCUGGCUAUUUGACGUUGAUCGAGAGAAACUAGCCGUAAACGAUCAGAUCUCGGAAAUGCAAGAAAGGUUGGAACAGGGUGCGUUUGCCAAAAAGACGGCCGGAGAUAUCCGUACUUGGAUAUUCAGCGAACUAGUCGACCAGGACGUCGCCGUCGAGAUUGGACCAAGGGUAAAGGUCUGUGACGUCUUACCUGGAUUACGAUCUGCCGACUGUAAACCAAGUGGCGCUAUCUUGAUGGAAUCCAUUUGCCAGGGUGAUCUCAGGAGACCGCUGCACUUCAAAGAAUUGUUACUACCAGCUUUACUCAAAUGGGCAGACUGGUCUGAGGAGUAUCGUAAAGAUAACCAACUUGUUUUCGGCCGCCAUCCCGUCAUAGAUAAGCUCUGUAUGAACGACAAGAUCCUAUUAUCUAAAUCGAUGUUCGAAGUUCACUAUUCCGGUCCCAAGAGUAAAGGAUUCCGGCAAUGUCCUUUUGAAUUCUGCCAAGCCAGAUUUACAAUCCUCAAAGAUCUUAAGAAUCAUACGGUACACGGUCGCUGGGAUUUAGAGAACAUUUUGUGGUACCUCGGAGGUGAUUCGAAACGUAACACUCCCACAAGAUGGUGCGUUACCUUUAUCGAGAGAGAUGUUCCUGUUCCCAAAAAAGGUCACCUAUUUCUUGGCCACUGCAUGUCUUUCGCAACCGAAAAUGAUUACUUGACGUUUUUAAAGUCUCUUAUCCUGACCGAGUUUGAAGGCGGCAUUUCUGGAUUCGUCGUUUGAAAAACAAACAAAAAAAAAACGAUUUUAGCUCACGCACAAUUUUAGUGAUCAAACAACAGAUACCGAUUAUUUAGACCACGAAAUUUAAUCCUUGAUUUGAAGAAAUUUGCUGAAGGUUGAUAAUUGUUUUUAAAAUUUUUGACACAACUUUUACUUACCAACGUCCAAAUCCACAUUUUCCUGGCGUUGUUUUUGCAAUAUUACUUACAAGUGAACUUUCUAUUGACUAGAAAUUCAGCGCACUCGCGACAAGUCGUCACACGCACAUUUGAUUUUUGUAAUACCUUUUUCUGUGCAAUUUUAUCUUGCAAUCGUUGCCAUUUUUACCCAACAUUUCACUCGAAGGACGAGUGGGAAUUCCAAUUCCUUUCCACUUGAAAGUCGGGGCUGAGGUUGUUCCAAAGCUUCUCAAGAAUAGUUGGGACCACAAAGUGAUUACUUUUUUUUCUUUUAAAAAACCUGCUCUCAAAAGCAUUCUAUCCUUUUUGGAAAACAAUUGUUGUUACAUGUUAGUCUUAGAACAAUGAAGCAAACAAAAGAAUCCUAAUACACUUAUAAUUUUGGAUAGAA
Daphnia pulicaria is the source of this 3508-nucleotide messenger RNA. It is a transcript of the gene RhoGAP15B, whose product is annotated as arf-GAP with Rho-GAP domain, ANK repeat and PH domain-containing protein 3-like. The transcript is spliced from 7 exons. Gene Ontology annotation, biological process: signal transduction. The coding region runs from base 329 to 2938 and encodes 869 amino acids. The record is from RefSeq and is a predicted model, not a curated record. NCBI's taxonomy places the organism in Eukaryota, Metazoa, Arthropoda, Branchiopoda, Diplostraca, Daphniidae.